Vespa mandarinia (Asian giant hornet) is the source of this 7791-nucleotide messenger RNA. It is a transcript of the gene cac, whose product is annotated as calcium voltage-gated channel subunit cacophony. Gene Ontology annotation, cellular component: voltage-gated calcium channel complex; membrane. The record is from RefSeq and is a predicted model, not a curated record. Lineage: Eukaryota; Metazoa; Arthropoda; Insecta; Hymenoptera; Vespidae. Gene Ontology annotation, biological process: calcium ion import across plasma membrane; chemical synaptic transmission. Gene Ontology annotation, molecular function: high voltage-gated calcium channel activity; calcium ion binding.
AGAUCAAAGGAACUAGCUAGAAAAAUAAGGCGAGCGCUUCAUCAAAUAUCUAAGAAAUAACGAACGGCAAGUUCAUUCGAUGAAUUGUCCAAUACAAAAUGUUGCGACGUGACGCCGAAAGCGAAUCAUUUUGUGACGGUGAAUCGGUAGUGAUGAUCAAGGAACCUAGCGGUCAACGUCGUUCCUAUAGCCAUCGUUGAGGGACCUCAUUCGGUACUAUGGCUGAUAGCUGACGGAUGGAUUUCUCACGCUUUACGUUCUUGAAGCGUCGUCCACCGGGCUGAGGAUCGAAGAACAGUGGAAGGAUGUUGGGAAGCGUCGGAGGCCGGCACGUGUCUACGCGUCGGCGUGGCAGUAGCCCGCAGGUGCGUGGAGGUGCGGGCCUCACUUUUCAUGGAGCUGCUGGGCCUAAUAAUUCAAACGAUGCCACCGGAGGAAUGCCGCCGGACGCUCCGAUUUAUGCUGCUAGAAGAAGGAGGGCCGUUACCACCAGUGAUUACAAGAGUUGUGCCCUCGUACAGACCCGGCUCAAAUUUGGCGAUAUUACGUUGGCAGCAGCGCAAGAGGCGGCACAAAGGGACCCUGGAUACGCGAGUCAGUACAGGAGAAGGCAGAAGUUGGCCGGACUGAGUGGUCGCGGUGACUGGACUAGCUUUGGAGGGGAGGUAACUGGUGGUCCGGUGGAUAUGGCGCCAGGCCGGGAUCAGGGCGGAGGGGCGGGUGGAGGCGGGGGAGGACAGCCCAAAUCUAAGGGCACAACCUCGCUGUUCAUCCUUUCAGAGGAUAACUGCAUAAGGAAACACACCCGCUUCAUCAUCGAGUGGCCGCCCUUUGAGUACGCCGUCCUGCUAACCAUCAUCGCCAAUUGCGUGGUCCUCGCCCUCGAGGAGCACCUGCCCAAACAAGACAAGACCAUACUCGCACAGAAACUCGAGGCAACGGAGAUCUAUUUCCUCGGGAUAUUCUGCGUCGAGGCGAGCCUUAAGAUCCUCGCCCUUGGCUUUGUCCUCCACCGCGGCUCCUACCUACGUAACAUCUGGAACAUCAUGGAUUUCUUCGUCGUGGUGACCGGGUUCAUCACGGCGUUCUCGCAGGGCAUAGAACUGGAUAUGGAUCUGCGCACGUUGCGUGCGAUACGCGUGUUGCGACCGCUCAAACUUGUCUCCGGCAUACCGAGUCUUCAGGUGGUGUUGAAGUCCAUCAUAAAAGCAAUGGCGCCGCUUCUGCAGAUCGGAUUACUGGUUCUUUUCGCGAUCGUGAUAUUCGCCAUCAUCGGUCUUGAGUUUUAUUCGGGAACUCUGCAUAAAACGUGUUACAGUAUAAAGGACAUCAGUGUGAUCGUGAAGGAGGGCGAGAAUCCGGACCCGUGCAACACGGACAUUCAAUCCGAGGCGCCGUUUGGUGCCCACGUGUGCAACGCGAGUAUCUCGACGUGUUUGGAUCAUUGGGUGGGACCAAACUACGGCAUCACCAGCUUCGACAACAUCGGAUUCGCUAUGCUCACUGUCUUCCAGUGCAUCACUAUGGAGGGCUGGACUUCCAUAUUGUACUGGACAAACGACGCUCUUGGAAGCACGUACAACUGGAUUUACUUUAUACCAUUGAUCGUCCUUGGCUCCUUCUUCAUGCUGAACUUAGUUCUUGGUGUCCUGAGCGGAGAGUUUGCGAAGGAGAGAGAGAAGGUGGAGAACCGGCAAUCCUUCCUGAAAUUGCGAAGACAACAGCAGCUCGAGCGCGAACUGAAUUGCUACCUCAAUUGGAUCUGCAAAGCAGAAGAGGUAAUUCUCGCCGAAGAGAGGACCACGGAGGAAGAAAAAAUGCACAUAUUAGAAGUGAGAAAAAGAGCCGCGGCGAAGAAGAAAAAAUUGAAGAAUCUUGGAAAGAGCAAGAGCACCGAUACGGAGGAGGAAGACGCCGAGGACGAUCAGGACGAUGAUGCUCCUCUUGUUUCAGUGCCUAAGAAAAAACUCAAAGGAUUCUCAAGAGCUUCCUACUUCAAGUCGAAAGUGAAAAACAAAGGAACGUGUAUGCAAUUUUGGCGAGCCGAAAAGAGAUUCAGAUUUUGGAUACGUAAUUCCGUGAAAUCGCAGAAUUUCUAUUGGUUCGUCAUCGUCCUGGUGUUCUUCAACACCGUUUGCGUAGCCGUCGAGCAUUACGAUCAGCCACAGUGGCUUACCGAUUUUCUCUAUUACGCGGAGUUUGUGUUCCUUGCCCUGUUCAUGAUGGAAAUGUUCAUAAAGGUAUACGCGCUCGGUCCUCGCACAUACUUCGAGUCGAGCUUCAAUCGCUUCGACUGCGUCGUCAUCUCGGGCUCGAUCUUCGAGGUGAUCUGGUCCGCGGUGAAGUCCGGCUCUUUCGGCCUCUCCGUCCUACGUGCCCUUAGACUCCUGAGAAUUUUUAAGGUCACCAAAUACUGGAAGAGCCUGCGGAACCUCGUAAUAUCGCUCCUCAGCUCGAUGCGUAGUAUCAUUUCCCUUCUCUUCCUGCUCUUCCUUUUCAUUCUCAUAUUCGCGCUGCUCGGAAUGCAGCUCUUCGGUGGCCAGUUCAAUUUCGAUUCCGGGACGCCACCAACAAACUUCAAUACUUUUCCCAUCGCGCUGCUUACUGUCUUCCAAAUCCUUACUGGAGAAGACUGGAAUGAGGUGAUGUACUAUGGUAUCGAGUCACAGGGCGGUCACAGAAAAGGCAUGAUGUACUCGCUCUAUUUCAUCGUGUUGGUGCUCUUCGGCAACUAUACGUUGCUGAACGUCUUCUUGGCUAUCGCCGUCGAUAAUUUGGCUAAUGCCCAGGAGCUGAGCGCCGCCGAGGACGAGGAGAAGGAGGAGGACAAGGAGAAACAAUUACAGGAACUCGAGAAGGAAAUUGAAUCCUUGCAAAAGCCGAACGAUGGUAACGCACCGAAGGUGGAAAUCUGCCCUCCGAGUCCGAAUCAGAAUUUCAAAGACGGUAAAGGUGGAAAACAGGCGUCCGAAGAGAAGAAGCAGGAUGAAGACGAUGACACGGGACCAAAACCAAUGCUGCCAUACUCCUCCAUGUUUAUACUAUCCCCUACGAAUCCCGUAAGAAGAGCCGCCCAUUGGGUCGUCAAUCUAAGGUACUUCGACUUCUUCAUCAUGGUGGUAAUAUCAUUGUCGAGUAUCGCGUUGGCCGCCGAGGAUCCUGUAUGGGAACACUCGCCGAGGAACGAGAUCCUCAAUUAUUUCGACUACGCGUUCACCGGUGUCUUCACCAUCGAGAUGAUCCUGAAAAUCAUCGAUCUCGGGGUCAUAUUACAUCCUGGCUCGUAUCUACGCGAGUUUUGGAACAUUAUGGACGCGGUGGUCGUAAUAUGCGCCGCGGUGUCGUUCGCUUUCGACAUGACCGGUAGUUCAGCGGGACAAAAUCUCUCAACGAUCAAGUCGUUAAGGGUAUUACGUGUGUUGAGACCGCUUAAGACGAUAAAAAGAGUGCCCAAGCUCAAGGCGGUAUUCGACUGCGUCGUGAACAGUUUGAAAAAUGUCAUAAACAUUCUCAUAGUGUAUAUAUUAUUCCAAUUCAUCUUCGCUGUGAUCGCGGUACAACUGUUUAACGGAAAAUUCUUUCACUGCAGCGACGAGAGCAAGUAUACGAAAAAGGACUGCCAGGGUCAAUACUUCGUCUACGAGGAGGGUGUCAUGCUGCCAGAACCCAAGAAAAGGGAGUGGACGUCUCAAUGUUUUCAUUAUGACAACGUUAUGGCAGCUAUGCUGACGUUAUUCGCUGUCCAAACAGGCGAGGGCUGGCCGCAAAUCUUGCAGCACUCGAUGGCGGCCACUUACGAGGACCAGGGUCCCAUUCAAAACUUUCGCAUCGAAAUGUCCAUUUUCUAUAUCGUCUAUUUCAUCGUCUUUCCAUUUUUCUUCGUCAACAUCUUCGUGGCCUUGAUUAUCAUCACGUUUCAAGAGCAGGGAGAAGCCGAGCUUCAGGAUGGCGAGAUCGAUAAAAAUCAGAAAUCAUGUAUAGACUUUACGAUACAAGCUCGCCCCCUUGAGAGGUACAUGCCGAAGAAGCUAAACGGCGUAAAGUACAAAAUUUGGAGGAUAGUCGUAUCGACACCGUUCGAAUAUUUUAUCAUGAUACUCAUCGUACUAAAUACAUUACUGCUAAUGAUGAAGUAUCACGAGGCGCCGCUAAUACUAUUGGACAUCUUGACCAUCGUGAACUUGGUCGUCACCCUCCUUUUUCUCAUUGAGUGCAUCCUUAAACUCAUCGCCUUCGGAUGCAAGAACUUCUUCAAGGAUUCUUGGAACACGUUCGACUUCAUUACGGUGAUCGGCAGCAUCGUGGACGCACUUGUCAUCGAAUUCGGGGAGCGGUUUUCGAGUGUGCCAAGUGGUGGCCAGCUAAGCGAAAAGAAGGAGAAUUUCAUCAACGUCGGCUUUCUUAGGCUCUUUCGUGCCGCCAGACUGAUCAAGCUGCUACGACAGGGAUACACGAUACGAAUUUUACUCUGGACCUUCGUGCAAUCCUUCAAAGCCUUGCCUUACGUUUGUCUCCUCAUCGCGAUGCUCUUUUUCAUCUACGCCAUCAUCGGUAUGCAGGUAUUCGGUAACAUCGAGCUGGGUGCUGACAGUUCUAUUAACAAGCACAACAAUUUCCAAAGCUUCAUUCAAGGUCUGAUGCUACUUUUUCGGUGUGCAACUGGAGAAGCUUGGCCGAACAUCAUGUUGGCCUGCAUAAAGGGUCGACCUUGCGACGUUAAAGCAGGGAAACAGGAACCAGGUGGUUGCGGUUCUAAUAUCGCCUAUGCCUACUUCGUCUCGUUCAUCUUUUUCUGCUCGUUUUUAAUGCUGAAUCUUUUCGUCGCCGUUAUAAUGGACAAUUUUGAUUAUUUAACGAGAGACUCGUCAAUUCUCGGCGCGCAUCAUCUCGAUGAAUUCGUGCGAAUAUGGGCGGAAUACGAUCCAAAGGCAACCGGUAAGGUACUCUACAAUGAGGUCUACGAUAUGCUUAAGGUUAUGGAUCCGCCAUUGGGGUUUGGCCAAAAGUGUCCUAACAGGCUCGCUUACAAAAAACUCAUUAGAAUGAACAUGCCCGUUGAUUCUGACGGGAAGGUCAACUUUACAACAACGCUAUUCGCACUGAUACGAGAGGAUCUUAGUAUUAAAAUGAGAUGCGCCAAUGAGAUGAAACAAGCGAACGAGGAGCUCAGAGAUACGAUUCGUAGUAUCUGGCCUCUGCAAGCGAAAAAGAUGUUGGACCUUUUGAUACCUAGAGACGAAGAGGUAGGCAGAGGAAAGCUCACCGUCGGUAAGAUAUACGUCGCUCUCAUGAUUAUUGAAAAUUGGAAGACGACGAAGUUCGGUCGGGAAAAGCCAUCCGGACAGAACGAUAACGAUCUUAUCGAUAACGAUAAUGCUGGGCAAAGUCCUGCAGCCCAGGCGCAAUCGACCCUCUACAACUGCCUGAUGGACAUGGCGGUGGUUAACCACACCGGAAAUAGCCACGCAACCGGAAGUAGGGCGAACAGCCUUGAACCGGUGAUACGUCCGACAACGGAGAUGAAGCACGAUCGGCACAAGGACUUCCGUGACGAGGAGGAAGGGACCCUAGGGGCCCUAGCAGCCGCCGAGCAUAGACGACAGCAUAGCAUCAGAAACAAAAAGGUGAACUGGAAGAUGUCCCACCAGUACGAUAUACUAGGCAGCAGCGGAGAGAGUAGCCAGGGAGGGGGUGGGUCUGGGGUUGUACUCGUAGUUAAUGGCGAGGAUCGCGCCCCCGAGCUAGAGCCAUUGCUGGCUGAGGUGCCCUCCCAGCAGGAUCACGACUACUACUACCAUCACCAUCACGACCAAUACUACGAUACCGACAAUGAUCAAUACUAUGACCAUCACCACCACCACCACCACCACCAUCACCAUCAUCAUCAUGAUCACCGACCACCCUCGUACUACCAACACCAGACCACCUACGCACCUCGCUCCUCGAUCCGUUACCACAAGAUGGACCUGCAGGAUGUCGUAGUUAGCGACUCGCGUGCCGGUAGUAUCGAGAGUCUAACGCAUUUCAGUGAGAGACUUCAUCCCCAUCAUCCGUCGACGCAUCCACCGAGACAUCAUUCGCGAUCGCCAAGCUUAAGAAGACAUUCGCCGAUCAUCCACAGAUCGCCAUCGCCAAGGCGACACAGGCACGACCAUCAUGGAUAUUAUCACGAAGGACCAGGCUUUAGCGAUACGGUUAGCAACGUCGUCGAGAUUCAAAGGCAUCAUCAUCAUCAUCCACAUUCCAUACAAUAUAAUCGACAUAGGAUACGAGGUCCAUGGAGCGCUUCGACAAGUCCCGCGAGAUCACCCAGUCCGGUUCAUCGGAUAGAUCGUGGGGAACAUUAUGGUACGACCAGCUUGGAACAACGCUCUAGGAGUCCAAGUCCUAUCGGUGGUCGUACACCGGCACAUCCCCAUCAUCAUCAUCGUCAUCCGUCGCAUCAACACAGCUAUCCGGUUUUGGUAGCAAGAAGAGGCCGUCGAUUACCACCGACGCCUAACAAACCGUCGACGUUGCAAUUAAAACCGGCGAAUAUUAAUUUCCCAAAGCUUAAUGCAUCGCCGACUCACGGACCGCACAUGGUAGGAGGUCCGCAUGUACCGGCGGUACCGGUUGGCAUACCUCAUCCUACUACAGGUCAUAUGCAACCACCGAUGCAACCGAGUCACUGUCUGCUCAGUUUUGAGCAGGCCGUGGCAAUGGGCCGAGGAGGUCGUCUACUUCCGAGUCCUGUGCCGAACGGUUACAAACCGCAGCCCCAAUCGAAGCAACGUAUGCCAAGGUCAAGACAUUCCGACAGCGACGAGGAUGACUGGUGCUAGCCAAAGUGGGACCCUGGACGGUGGUCCGGCGACGUGGACGCCCCCAGGCGUCUUUGGGUCUGUGCGUGAAUCGUCUGCGUGAAUCGUCCACGUGGGACGUGCAUUGACUUUAUUGUUACGAUCGCGUUAACGCGAUCGAUCGAUCGAUCGAUCUCUAUCGAACGUGAAGAUCGACACGAAGGAUAUGCGGCUGCUUAUUGCUGCUUCUCGCGAAUACGCAACGAAACGAGAUAAUACGAGAUAGAUAUUACGAGAAAUAAGCCGAAUAAUAGAGAGAAAGGGAUAGAAAAAAGGGGGGAAGGAUAAUAGGAAAGCGUUACGAUUAGAAUCGUAUUAGGAAAAAGGAUUGACUAAGUCGGCGAAACGAAAAUGAGUUUGACUCUUCGUUGGAGACCGAUCGCAAAUGUUUAGGUAAAAGUGAAAGUAAAAUAUUAUGGUGCUUUCAAUUUGCGAGAUAUAAAUAAAUAGAGGGGGGGAAAAAACAAAAGAGAGAAGUGGGAAUGGAAGGGGUGGGUUUGGGCCUUGUUUUGAAGAAAAAAAAAAAGGGGGGGAAUUGAAAAGAUAGUAAGAAAGGGAAAAAAAAAGAAACGGAGAAAAGAAAAGGGUGAGAGAGACAGAGAGAGUGAAAGAGAGAAAAGGCAAAAAAGAGAUAAACAAACAAAUAUAUAAAUAAAUAAAUAAAUAAAUAAAUAAGUAAAUAAAUAAAUAAAUAAAUAAAUAAAUGAAAUACGUAAUAUACACGUCGUGAACGCAUCCACGUUAGAAGCGUUCGUACUGAAAAAUGUUCGUAUCGCAUUCGGUGAUAACGCGAAAUCGGACGACGGACGCUUCGUUUGUUUUUUAACGAUAUCUUCGCUGCGGCCAUUCCAAUCGGCGAAUCGGGACGAGAGGAGGGUCCACUUUUUAUACGAUAAUUAACCAACGAUAACAACAACAACAACAACAACAACAACAACAACAACAACAA